Cyclocybe aegerita is the source of this 561-nucleotide messenger RNA. NCBI's taxonomy places the organism in Eukaryota, Fungi, Basidiomycota, Agaricomycetes, Agaricales, Hemipholiotaceae. The record is from the annotation of a GenBank genome assembly.
AUGGUUCUCUCUGCAAUAUACAGCGGUGACGGUCGGGAGGAGAAGCGGGACGCGAAUAUCACUACCGUCGCUACAUUUCCAAAAAUCAUGCCUCCCAGACCAGCCAAAGUAUAUCAUAUCCUUGUGAAGUCCCAUAAGCUUUCAAUUAUGCUCCACGGCCAAUUGCCAACAACUACGGUAGCCGAGCUGAAGGACCAAGUCCUUUCCGCCCUCACAUCCAAUGUCGCGUCGGGCGCCCUUGAUGUUGCAGCCAUGGAUCCUCCAGAAGUUGACGUCCAAUCAGAGGACGAUUUUGAACUAUGUCGGCCGAUCAAAGAGAAAGGAAAAGCAGCAGCGACAUUUGAGGCCCUGGAACCUCAGAAAAUACUUCGUGAGUGCGGUAUCGGGGGUUGGGAACCAUUGUUCCUUCAGUUCAGGGAUCGUGGAACAGGACAACUUUUACCGGUCCAAUAUACUCUACCGCCCAUGCUUGAUGAAGAAGAGGAGCCACAAGCUCCACCAGAAGGCAAAGGAAAACGAAAGGCAUCCGCUGGACUUGAUGAAGAUGAUCUUGAUAUAUAA